AUGGCUGGAAGCAAAGAAGAAGCUCUAAACAUGCUGCAGUCGGAGAAAACUCCUAAACGGUCUUCUGCAACCAUCCGCAAAGAUCUUGCGGAGAAAGCUGCGGCUGAGCUUAAGGCCAAGGCAUCUAAAAUCCAGCAGAUGGAGUUAGAUCUGAAGGCGGCCUAUCAGCGGGCGACAGAUGCUGAGACGGCUAAGAAGGAGGCGGAGAAGGCCCAGAAGAAGGCGGACGAGAGCGCCAAGAAGGCUGAUGAGGCGCUCAAAAAGGCCCAGAUGGACCUUGGCACACUUAAAGGUGUUUCCGAAGAGAACACCAAACUGAAGAGCAAGGUUCAAAAGCUGGAGAAGGAGGUUGCUCAGGCUCAGAAGAACUUUGCAGCAACCCUGGAGGCGGAGCAAAACCGCCUUGUUGCUGAGAGUGACGCUGACAACGACGCCCGUAUGAAGAUUUCCUGGGCUGCCUUGUACCCAGACGCGGAUUAA
Molecule: messenger RNA, 480 nt
Organism: Chenopodium quinoa (quinoa)
Lineage: Eukaryota; Viridiplantae; Streptophyta; Magnoliopsida; Caryophyllales; Amaranthaceae
Product: translation initiation factor IF-2-like
Exons: 3
Coding region: 1-480 (159 amino acids)
Source: RefSeq, a predicted model, not a curated record